Messenger RNA from Populus nigra (black poplar), 1977 nucleotides. RefSeq lists its product as uncharacterized. The coding region runs from base 229 to 765 and encodes 178 amino acids. NCBI's taxonomy places the organism in Eukaryota, Viridiplantae, Streptophyta, Magnoliopsida, Malpighiales, Salicaceae. The transcript has 2 exons. The record is from RefSeq and is a predicted model, not a curated record.
GGAAUGAGAAAGGAAUCUCUCUUCUCCAAAGGAAGCUAUUAUUUACAUGGCAAUAAUUAAGAGUCCUAGCCACAAACUGAGAGGAACCCAAAUAAUAAUUAGAUUAUUUAUCCCUCAUUGUUUCCAAAGCAAGCUUCAGAAGCUUAUUUAUUGAUUCACUUAGUUAAUCCAGAUAUUGUCUUAUUUGUCCAACGAGAGGGGCUACAGUAGUAAGUUCAGAGAGUAGUCAUGGGUAGCAAACAUGGGAACAACAACUCCCUCUGUGAGAAGUCAAUGAAGAUGGUGGUAAACAUCAUAAAACUGUCUUCCUUUUCUAUUGCUAAGAUGAGUCUGGGAACACCUAGUCCUCCAGUUGCCACCAAAAGCCUUGCCCAUGUGACAGGCUCGGUUGUGGUUGCUAAAGAACCAUUACUGUCUCAAAUUCCAGGAAGUCGAAGGUCCCAAGAGCCACAGGGAAGCUCAAAGCCAAAAUCAUUUGUGAUGCAGCCGGAUGAGGGGAAUGGUUCUUCGCAUGUGAUCCACGAAGACAAUAGUGUUAUUGAUGGGAGGGCUUCUGAUUAUAUCAGAAAGGUACAUGAGAAAAACCGCAAUGAUGCACUUGAGACGUCAAAACUCACUCCAUACAUACCACCUCCUCCGCCACGAGCAAUUCCCUCUUCUGUUUGUUGUAUGCUUACCUUCUUCCUCACGGGAAAGGGGUCAGGGUUGAACCGGAGCUUAUAUCCUAGUAUGGCAAAAAACUUUUUGUGCCUGUGUACUGUGUAGGAUGCAUAUCCAUUUAAUGGCUCAUCAAUAUUUGUGUGGCAUCCUCUCUAAAGAAACACGGAUGCCUGUAAAAUAUGCUUUCAUAUUAUUGCUGGGUGUCAUGAUGGGAUCUUUUAACAACAUGCUAGAUACCUGGUUAGUUUAUAAUCAUGCAACGGCUUAUUUUUUUUUUUUUAAAAAAAGAGAAUCAUGCCAUUUGUCGUGAAAGAAAAUCAAGCAGCUUCUUCUGUGGGGAGAAGCAUACCAGUUGUUUCAAUAAAAGUUGAAGAUGACUUUGAUUGUGCUGUGAGACCAUAUGUAUUAGCGUGCCUGCUUAAAUGUCACAGCACGGGUUUAUCAGGAGUCUGAAGAUGAGCUCUGAGAGUUGGAAAAUAACCCGGCCAGCCUAUUCACUUGAUCAGGAGAAGUGAUGGAUUUGAGUGAGGGAUGAUGUACUAAUCCUAGUACUUGGUGGUGUUGCUGCUGAUCUGAGCACCACUUUGGCAGUUAUUCUGCUGUGAAACUGGAAACAAGUAAGAAGAAUAACAAUCAUGCAUGCGAUGCCAUAAUUGCUGACAAACGUGGCGAUCGAGAUGCCUAGCUAUAUCUUUGGUUGAAUUAAAAAACCGCACAAUCAGUUAUUAAUGCAGAGAAGCUGAUAAGAUUUUAAUUAUUCAUUCAAGGGAAAGGGUAUUUCUUUAGGAGUACUCACCUUGUUGAUCACGCGAAUAGCAGCAGACCAAGGGAGAGAGAUCUGGAAUCCAAUACUUAUUCACUUUUUGAGCUAUGUAUUCAAAAGGAGCUUUAUGUCGUGGCAGUGAGUCGUGUAGUGUGAUGGGGAGGGCAUAAAUUUUCCGUGUGAACAAAGCCAAUCAUCUUGAAAAUCUGUCUCAGAUAGUUGAAAUAUGAUCUUUUUAUUCAUAGCUUCUCUCUUCCAACAUUACAUCUUUUAGUGGAGUCCAUAAAAGGUUGCGACAAUCUCCUUGAGGAUAGGCAGGCGGCCAGCGAGUGCAGAUUCUUUUCCAUAAGAUCAUUAACAAGCUCUCCUUUUCUUUGUACGUAGCAGAUGCACUGUGGACUUGUUGUGUGCACUGAAUGUGUUUUUUUUUUUCUUUUUUAAUUUCACCCUUUUAAGAUAACAUUUAGGACCAAUUUUAAGUUAUAUUGUUAAGGGAGGCGGCCAAAAUUAAAAGACAGAAAAGGGAGUAAAAUGGGUGGUGGUUUCACGGUUUA